UCUGUUUUGUGGCUGACUACGGACUAGUACUUGUCAAUCAACAUUGGAAAAGCAGUGUAGUAUUCUGGCCACUAGGUGUCAGUAAUGUUCCAUAACAUAACAUCACGGUUACCUUCAUUCACACGUCAUGUUGUCAGCCGUGGAAUGUCCGACGCCACUUAUACUCCUUACUCAUCCCAGUUCUUCUUCUACUCUUCUAUAUGGAAUUGUCUCGCCCCCAGCCGUCUGUCUGCCCGGGCCCGGUGAGGAGUCGGAGCCAUGUCUCAUUUCGACGUGAAGGAGUUCGGUGAAGCGGCGCCGUUUUUACGCAAGUCCGAACUGGAGCAGUUGGCGCUGCAAACCAUCCCGUUCGACGGCAAGAAGCGAGCGUGGAUCCCUGAUGAGAAAGAAGCGUACAUCGAAAUUGAGAUCAAGGAGCUGGCUGGUGACAAAGUCAUCGUUCAGACCAAAGAUGGGAAGACGCGGACCGUGAGGGAUGGCGACAUCCAGCAGAUGAACCCACCCAAGUACGACAUGAUAGAAGACAUGGCCAUGUUGACGCACCUCAACGAGGCCUCCGUCCUCUACAACCUACGCAGACGCUACUCGUCCUGGAUGAUCUACACAUACUCGGGCCUCUUCUGCGUUACGGUGAACCCGUACAAAUGGCUGCCGGUCUACACGCCCCCCGUGGUUGCCGCCUACAAAGGCAAACGCCGCUCUGAGGCGCCGCCGCACAUCUACUCCAUCGCAGAUAAUGCCUACAAUGACAUGCUGCGUAAUCGGGAGAACCAGUCCAUGCUCAUCACCGGAGAAUCCGGUGCUGGCAAAACUGUCAACACGAAACGUGUCAUUCAGUAUUUUGCCAUUGUGGCAGCUCUCGGGGAAGCAUCUGCUAAGAAAGCACAGCAGGGUCCUGCCACCAAGACGGGGGGGACCUUGGAAGACCAAAUCAUCGAGGCCAACCCUGCCAUGGAGGCCUUUGGGAAUGCCAAAACUCUGAGGAAUGACAACUCAUCCCGUUUUGGGAAAUUUAUCAGGAUUCACUUCGGCCCUACGGGAAAACUGGCUUCUGCUGACAUCGACAUAUAUCUUCUGGAAAAAUCCAGAGUUAUUUUCCAGCAGCCGGGCGAGAGGAGCUACCACAUCUACUACCAGAUCAUGUCUCAGAAGAAACCAGAACUCUUAGAUAUGCUGCUGGUGUCCUCCAACCCGUACGACUACCACUUCUGCUCCCAGGGGGUGACCACUGUGGAGAACCUGGACGAUGGACAGGAGCUGAUGGCCACUGAUCACGCCAUGGACAUCCUGGGCUUCCUGCCCGACGAGAAGUACGGCUGCUAUAAAAUAGUGGGCGCCAUAAUGCACUUCGGCAACAUGAAGUUCAAGCAGAAGCAGCGUGAGGAGCAGGCGGAGGCCGAUGGCACCGAGAGUGCGGACAAGGCCUCCUACCUGAUGGGGGUCAGCUCAGCCGACCUCAUCAAAGGCCUCCUUCACCCCAGAGUGAAAGUGGGCAAUGAGUAUGUGGUGAAGGGGCAGAAUGUUGAACAGGUUAACUAUGCUGUCGGCGCGCUGGCCAAAGCCACGUACGACCGCAUGUUCAAAUGGCUGGUGGGAAGGAUCAACAGGACCCUGUACACCUCGCUGCCUCGCCAGUUCUUCAUAGGAGUCCUGGACAUCGCUGGUUUUGAGAUCUUUGACCUCAACAGCUUCGAGCAGCUGUGCAUCAACUUCACCAACGAGAAACUGCAACAGUUCUUCAACCAUCACAUGUUCAUCCUGGAGCAGGAGGAGUACAAGAAGGAGGGCAUUGAAUGGACCUUCAUUGACUUCGGCCUGGACCUUCAAGCCUGCAUUGAUCUCAUUGAGAAGCCUCUCGGCAUCAUGUCCAUCCUGGAGGAGGAGUGCAUGUUCCCCAAAGCCACGGACAGCAGCUUCAAAGCCAAGAUGUACGACAAUCACAUCGGCAAGUCGCCCAAUUUCCAAAAGCCACGGCCGGACAAGAAGCGCAAGUACGAGUCCCACUUCGAGCUGGUGCACUACGCGGGAGUGGUGCCGUACAACAUCAUUGGCUGGUUGGACAAAAACAAAGACCCACUGAAUGAGACGGUGGUGGCGUGUUUCCAGAAGUCGUCCAACAAGCUGCUGGCCUCGCUCUAUGAGAACUACAUUGGCUCGGAUUCAGAUCCGAAGACGGGCGGCAAGGAGAAGAGGAAGAAGGCCGCCUCCUUCCAGACCGUGUCUCAGCUUCACAAGGAAAAUCUGAACAAGCUGAUGACGAACCUGCGCAGCACCCAGCCUCACUUUGUGCGCUGCAUCAUCCCCAACGAGACCAAGACGCCAGGGAUCAUGGACUCCUUUCUGGUGCUGCACCAGCUCCGCUGCAACGGGGUGCUGGAGGGCAUCAGGAUCUGCAGAAAGGGCUUUCCCAACCGCAUCCUCUACGCCGAGUUUAAGCAACGCUACCGUAUCCUGAACCCCCAAGCCAUCCCAGAUGAUAAGUUUGUGGACAGCAGGAAAGGAGCAGAGAAGCUGCUGGCGUCCUUGGAUAUCGACCAUAACCAGUAUAGAUUUGGACACACUAAGGUCUUCUUCAAGGCCGGUCUGCUGGGCCACUUGGAGGAAAUGAGGGAUGAACGUCUGGCUAAAGUUCUGACGCUGCUGCAAGCCGUCGCCCGAGGCAAAAUCAUGAGGAUGGAGCUGAGGAAGAUGACGGAAAGGAGGGAGGCUCUGAUGAUCAUCCAGUGGAACAUUCGGGCCUUCAACACGGUGAAGAACUGGCCCUGGAUGAAGCUCUUCUUCAAGAUCAAACCCCUCCUGAGAAGCGCGGCCACCGAGAAGGAGCUGGCCGCUCUGAAGGAGGAGAUGACCCAGCUGAAGGAGGCCUUGGACAAAUCGGAGGUGAAGCGUAAGGAGCUGGAGGAACGGCAGGUCAGCCUGAUCCAGGAGAAGAACGACCUCUCUCUCCAGCUCCAGGCGGAGCAAGAUAAUCUUGCGGACGCCGAAGACCGCUGUGACCUGCUGAUCAAAACCAAGAUCCAGCUGGAAGCCAAAGUCAAGGAACUCCUGGAGAGGCUGGAGGACGAGGAGGAGAUGAGCGCUAAUGUGUUGGCCAAGAAGCGAAAGCUGGAGGACGAGUGUGCCGAGCUGAAGAAGGACAUCGACGACCUGGAGAUCACCUUGGCCAAAGUGGAGAAGGAGAAACACGCCACGGAGAAUAAGGUGAAGAACCUGAUCGAGGAAAUGUCCGCUCUGGAUGAAAACAUCAUGAAGCUGACCAAGGAGAAGAAAGCCCUCCAGGAGGCCCACCAGCAGACCCUGGAUGACCUUCAGGCAGAAGAAGACAAAGUCAACACUCUGACCAAAGCCAAGGCCAAGCUGGAGCAGCAAGUGGAUGACCUGGAGGGCUCCCUGGAACAGGAGAAGAAGCUGCGCAUGGACCUGGAACGAGCCAAGCGGAAGCUGGAGGGGGACCUGAAGCUGUCCUUGGAGUCGCUCAUGGAUCUGGAGAACGACAAACAGCAGACCGAGGAACGUCUGAAAAAAAAAGACUUUGAGAUGAACGAGAUGAGCUCCAAGAUCGAGGACGAGCAGGCGUUGGUCAACCAGCUCCAGAAGAAGAUCAAGGAGUUGCUGGCCCGCACCGAGGAGCUGGAGGAGGAGCUGGAAGCCGACAGGGCCUGCCGGGCCAAAGUGGAGAAGCAGCGCGGCGACGUGGCCAGGGAGCUGGAGGACCUGAGCGAGCGUCUGGAGGAGGCCGGCGGGGCGACGUCGGUCCAGAUCGAGAUCAACAAGAAGCGAGAGGCGGACUUCCUGAAGCUGCGCCGCGACCUGGAGGAAGCCAUGCUGCACCACGAGGCCACCACGGCCGCCCUGAGGAAGAAGCACGCCGACAGCGUCGCCGAGCUGAGCGAGCAGAUCGACAGCCUGCAGCGAGUCAAGCAGAAGCUGGAGAAGGAGAGGAGCGAGGCCAAGAUGGAGGCCGACGACCUGGCCUCCACCGUGGAGCAGCUCUCCAAGGCCAAGGCCAACACGGAGAAGACGUGUCGUCUGUAUGAAGACCAGAUGAACGAGGCCAAAGCCAAAGCGGAGGAGCUUCAGAGGCAGCUCAACGAGAGCGGCACCCUCAAGGCCCGCGCUCAGGCUGAAAGCGCCGAGCUGGGCAGGAAGCUGGAAGAACGCGAAUCCACCGUCUCCCAGCUCCAGCGUGCCAAGACCUCCUUCGGCCAAAAUGCGGAGGAGCUGAAGAAGCAGCUGGAAGAAGAAACCAAGGCGAAGAGCGCCCUGGGGCACGCCCUUCAGUCUUCUCGCCACGACUGCGACCUCCUCAGGGAGCAGUACGACGAGGAGCAGGAGGCCAAGGCGGAGCUGCAGAGAGCUCUGUCCAAGGCCAACGCUGAGGUUGCACAGUGGAGGACCAAAUACGAAACGGACGCCAUCCAGAGGACUGAAGAGCUGGAGGAAGCCAAGAAGAAGCUGGUGACGCGUCUGCAGGAGGCCGAGGAGACCAUGGAGGCCUCCAAUGCCAAGUGCUCCUCUCUGGAGAAGACCAAGCAAAGACUCCAGACAGAGAUCGAAGACCUGAUCAUCGAUUUGGAGCGGGCCAACGCUGCGGCUGCGGCCCUGGACAAGAAGCAACGGAACUUUGACAAGGUGCUGGCUGAGUGGAAACAGAAGUAUGAGGAGUGUCAGACGGAGCUGGAAAGUUCUCAGAAGGAGGCUCGUGGCCUGAGCACCGAGCUCUUCAAGCUGAAGAACUCCUACGAGGAGACACUGGAUCAUCUUGAGACCAUCAAGCGGGAGAACAAGAACCUGCAAGAGGAGAUCGCUGACCUGUCUGACCAAAUCAGCCAGGGAACCAAGACCAUCCAGGAGCUGGAGAAGCUCAAGAAGGCUCUGGAGAUGGAGAAAAGCGAGAUCCAAGCGGCGCUGGAGGAAGUCGAAGGAACGCUGGAACACGAAGAGAGCAAAUCUCUGCGGAUCCAGCUGGAGCUCAACCAGAUCAAGGCGGACGUGGACAGGAAGUUGGCGGAGAAGGAUGAAGAAAUCGACAACCUUCGCCGCAACCACCAGAGAGCCCUGGACUCCAUGCAGGCCACCUUGGACGCCGAGGCCAAGUCUCGCAACGAGGCGGUGCGGCUGAGGAAGAAGAUGGAGGGCGACCUGAACGAGAUGGAGGUGCAGCUGAACCACGCCAACAGGCAGGCCUCCGAGUCCCAGAAGCUCCUGAGGAACCUGCAGGUUCAGCUCAAGGACACGCAACUGGAGCUGGACGACAGCGUUCACAAGAACGAGGAGCUGAAGGAGCAGGUGGCCGUGACCGAGCGCCGCAACAACCUUCUGGCCGCUGAGGUGGAGGAGCUCAGGGUUCUCCAGGAGCAGAACGACCGCGCUCGCAAGCUGGCCGAACACGAGCUCCUGGAAGCCAGCGAGAGGGUCAACCUUCUGCACUCGCAGAACACGGGGCUGAUCAACCAGAAGAAGAAGCUGGAGAGCGAUCUGUCCAUGCUGUCAAACGAGGUGGACGACGCGGUGCAGGAGUGCCGCAACGCAGAGGAGAAGGCCAAGAAAGCCAUCACUGAUGCGGCCAUGAUGGCGGAGGAGCUGAAGAAAGAGCAAGACACCAGCGCCCAUCUGGAGAGGAUGAAGAAGAACAUGGAGCAGACCAUCAAAGACCUCCAGAUGCGUCUGGACGAGGCUGAGCAGAUCGCCCUCAAGGGCGGCAAAAAGCAGCUCCAGAAGCUGGAAGCCAGAGUGAAGGAACUGGAGAACGAGCUGGAGUCGGAGCAAAAGAGGAACCAAGAGCAGCAGAAGACAGUCCGCAAAUACGAGAGGAGAGUCAAAGAGCUGUCCUAUCAGGCCGAGGAGGACAAGAAGAGUCUGGUCCGCCUUCAGGAUCUCAUCGACAAGCUGCAGGCCAAAGUGAAGAGCUACAAACGUCAGGCUGAGGAAGCGGAGGAGCAGGCCAACACCAACCUGGCCAAGUACAGGAAGAUCCAGCACGAGUUGGACGAUGCGGAGGAGAGAGCCGACAUGGCCGAAACCCAAGUCAACAAGCUCCGCGUCCGCACCCGAGACCAAGGGACCAAGCUGGCGGAGUGAUGGACAGGCGGAGUGAUGGACAGGCCGCGUCCCCCAGACGGCGGCGAGCGUGGCUUGGAAGCUUUGUGUGAAUUUACCGUAGAAGAAUCCCACAAUCCAACAGUAACGGUCUGAAGAAGUGACUUUAUUGGACAAACGAUGGUUAAAGAAAGGAAAUGAAUUUCAACGUGGAGACCAGAAGGAGGUUCUUACAGACGCCAAACCAAGUUUACUGUGAUUGUAACAAGCUUUGCUAUUUUCAAGCACAAAUUGUACCAGCAGAUGUUUGAAUAAACGCCGCCAUGAGUG
Doryrhamphus excisus (bluestripe pipefish) is the source of this 6369-nucleotide messenger RNA. NCBI's taxonomy places the organism in Eukaryota, Metazoa, Chordata, Actinopteri, Syngnathiformes, Syngnathidae. The record is from RefSeq and is a predicted model, not a curated record.